AUGACAUCACUGAACGCCAUCUCGAGAGAAGUCUACGAAACAACUAAUACUCUAUUCCUCUGCCUUUCGGCCGCUGUUUCCCGACCACAGCGUCUGUCCCUUCGACUGCCCGCCCCCACCCCUCCCGCGACCCCCACUCCUGUGUCCGACCGCCAGAUGGCGCCCAAAAAUGGCGACAAAUCGAAAAUCAAAACCGAAGGACUUUUCGCUCGAAUUGAAGGCCACCUUCCGGGCGACCAAUCGGACGCCGAGUUCCAGACUCCGCCCACUCUUCUAAUCCUUUAUAAGAGUCGCGAGACUUUCGCCCAAAAAACCCCAAAAAUGGAAACUCUUCUGAAAGUCUCGCUUUUCUUAUGCAUUGUCUGCGCGUUCAGUGCUUUCGCUGCGCCCGCAAACAAAAAGGUCGACAAACAGACGGCGACGACGACAGGAACGACACCCGCGGCCAACGCGACGACAGACAAAGCCCCGACUAUCGAUUGGGGAAAAUGUCCGCAAUUGGAGCCCAAAGACGCCGAGAAGCGCGCGAAGGCCGCCGUCCUCGAGACGUGUCUCGCGCGACAUCCCAUUCCCGCGAAUCUCACGCAAGAGACCAUCGAAUCACACCAGAAGGCGAUCGCGGAGUGCGCGCUGCGGACAGAGAAGUGGUUUACGGCGAAAGGAAACUAUCGCUACUCGAAGGCCGAGAACGAGAUUAAGGCGAAGAAGUUGCCGAAAGACGUGGAGAGCGCUCUUCUCGCGCACCACAAGAACUGCGAGUCGGAAGCGAAGCGCGAGUUCGCGUCCAAAGAGCGCGUCAUCGAUCAGAUCCAACUCUAUCAGGCCUGCAUGGAUUACCACAUCACCAGCGCGUGCGGUAUUCAACUCAAAGACAACUGAUUUUCUCGGAAAUAAACUUUAAUUCCUUUUUAUCGA
Oppiella nova is the source of this 915-nucleotide messenger RNA. The record is from the annotation of a GenBank genome assembly. Lineage: Eukaryota; Metazoa; Arthropoda; Arachnida; Sarcoptiformes; Oppiidae.